Amyelois transitella is the source of this 1366-nucleotide messenger RNA. Its product is annotated as SOSS complex subunit B homolog. Bases 205 to 768 code for a protein of 187 amino acids. The record is from RefSeq and is a predicted model, not a curated record. NCBI's taxonomy places the organism in Eukaryota, Metazoa, Arthropoda, Insecta, Lepidoptera, Pyralidae. Gene Ontology annotation, molecular function: DNA binding. Gene Ontology annotation, biological process: response to ionizing radiation; double-strand break repair via homologous recombination; mitotic cell cycle checkpoint signaling. The transcript has a single exon. Gene Ontology annotation, cellular component: SOSS complex.
AAUUUGAUUACAUAUACCUACCAAAAGUAAAAAUAAUAUUGAAAAAGGUAGGUAUAUAGGUUAUCUACAUAGGUAUAUUUAUUUUUUUCUUCAUUGGUAGGUACCUUUUCUAAUCAUUCGUUUUGCAAAAUUGUUGUGAUAUUUUUCACUUGAAAACACGAGAAUAAGCGAGACUCAACAUAGAUUGGUGAAUCAAAACGCAACAUGAGUGCUGUGGAUCAUGUUCAGAUCAAGGAGUUGAAGCCAGGAAUGAAGAACAUCAACGCGGUGUUCAUAGUCCUGGAAGUAGGGCCACCGACGCUGACGAAGGAGGCACGGGAAGUCCGUACGUUGCGGGUGGCGGACGCUUCCGCCUGCGUGAACUUGUCUGUGUGGGACGAGCCGGGGGCGCUGCUAUUGCCCGGAGACAUCGUACGGCUCACCCGUGGCUACGCUUCUCUGUGGCGAAACGCGCUUACCCUCUACUCUGGCAAAUCCGGCGACAUACAGAAGGUGGGGGAGUUCUGCAUGCUGUUCAACGAGCAGGUCAACAUGAGCGAGCCGCAGCCGACGCCGCCCCCCGCCCCGCUCAACUCCGCCCCCUCCGACCGCUCCAACGGCGCCCAUAACGCCUCCCGAGGCCACCAGGCUGCCUCGCAGCAGCCAUUGUCUACUCCACAGCAUACCCCCAAAACAGAUCGCUUUGGGUCAAAUUCACAAGAUAACAAACACCAACACAAGACUUAUGUGAGGGGCCGAGGCCACCAGCGGGGAAACAACCGCAGAUAAUCAAUCAAGCUGUAGAUAGGACAUUCAACGAAUUGAGACUGAUGAGUGAUUUAAGUGUAAUUGAACAAAAACCAAGCUUGUAGUUUAGUUUUAGUGCUGUCAUAAUAAGUGCAGCUGAAGACUGCAUAAUUUAAGAUGACUUUGUAACUAAUGAUAAUCUAUAUAUAAGUAAUAAUGUUCUGUAUAUUGAUGUGAAUAGCAAUAGUAGUAGUAAUUCCUAGUAUUUAGCAGCAAACUAACAUAAUUUUGAUAAUAAGUAUAUGUUUAUCAUAAAAGCUUAUUCAUGAAUAUUCUAUACCUUACAGUUGACAAGAAGAAAUGGUUAUAUCUACAAUUAGGUAGAUAUCAAAAUAUUUAGAAGGAACAAUUUUCAUUUCUAAUUUUAGAUAAUUGAUUAUUCCAUCUUUUUGAAUCAUAUGCAUUCCAAAAAUCAAUUCAUUUCUGUCCAGGCUUAAUUAAAAACUACCAGCUUUUGAAAUGUAUUUAUGUGGUGAAAUGUAUUUAUGUCAAUCAUGACCAAUUUGACUGGUAAUAAAAAACCUUAAUCUAAUGGUAUAUAAAUUGUAAUUAUAGUUAAACCAAAGCAGUUGGCUUCAAG